This is a messenger RNA of Glycine soja, 1526 nucleotides long. Its product is annotated as PI-PLC X domain-containing protein At5g67130-like. Gene Ontology annotation, biological process: lipid metabolic process. Bases 168 to 1262 code for a protein of 364 amino acids. The transcript is spliced from 8 exons. Gene Ontology annotation, molecular function: phosphoric diester hydrolase activity. Lineage: Eukaryota; Viridiplantae; Streptophyta; Magnoliopsida; Fabales; Fabaceae. The record is from RefSeq and is a predicted model, not a curated record.
UCUAGGAAUAUUCCAUGAACAAAGUCGAUCGCCUCCUAUGAAUUUCCUUAGUUUUCUCAGCCGAUCGAGAUAGAAAAUCCGUCAUUGAUAAUUCAUUCAUAUAUAAAUUAGAUCCUCCUUUCGUGAUUCUAUUCUCCUUGGUUGUUAUUUUCUUUAUCAUUGUCCAAAUGAGUUCUCUUCCGGGCUUGCUUGUGGUUAUUCUUCCACUUUUUUACAAUGUUGCAGCUGCUUGUUCUGAUGGAACGUGCAAGCUUCUUGAUGAGUGCUCGUCCGAUGGAGAUUGUGGCACUGGACUCUAUUGCUUUUCCUGUCCAUUUGGGUUUUUAGGCUCUAGGUGUGUGAGAUCAACUGUCACAAAUCAAUUCAAGCUCAUAAAUAAUUCUCUGCCAUUCAACAAAUAUGCAUUUUUGACAACGCACAACGCUUAUGCCAUUGAUGGGGAGCCAUCUCACACAGGCGUGCCACGAGUAACUUUUACCAAUCAGGAAGACAGUGUCACCCAACAGCUAAAUAAUGGAGUACGUGGACUAAUGCUAGAUACAUAUGAUUUUGACGGAGAUGUGUGGUUAUGCCAUUCAUUUGAAGGCCAAUGCCAUGACUUCACAGCUUUUGAACCUGCCCUAGACACAUUGAAGGAAAUUGAAGCUUUUCUAUCAGCAAAUCCAACAGAAAUUGUCACACUCAUCUUGGAAGAUUAUGUUCAUGCACCAAAUGGUUUGACAAAAGUCUUCACUGAUGCCGGUCUGAUGAAGUAUUGGUUUCCAUUGACAAGCAUGCCAAGAAAUGGUCAAGAUUGGCCUCUAGUGAGUGAUAUGGUUGCCAAAAACCAAAGAUUACUAGUGUUCACUUCUAUUGCUUCUAAGGAACAAAGUGAAGGCAUUGCUUACCAGUGGAAUUUCAUGGUUGAAAAUCAGUAUGGAGAUGGUGGUAGAAAAGCAGGAAGUUGUCCAAAUAGGGCAGAAUCAUCUCCCCUUAACGACAAAAGCAAAUCCUUGGUGUUGGUAAACUAUUUUCGAUCAACUCCAAUUAAACCAAUCACAUGUGAAGAUAACUCCGGAGAACUAAUUAACAUGCUACAAACUUGUUUUGGUGCUGCUGGCAACCGGUGGGCCAAUUUUGUUGCUGUUGAUUAUUAUAAGAGGAGUGAGGGAGGAGGAUCGUUUCAAGCAGUAGACACUCUCAAUGGAAAGCUACUAUGUGGAUGUGAUGAUGUUCAUACAUGCGUGCCUGGAUCAACAUCAGAAGCUUGCUCUCAAUCAUAGGAAAAAUCAUAGUAACAAGACCGACCAUCUGGAAAUAAUUCAGGCAUUAGAUUGUUGUCAAUUUUCAGUUGUUAAAACCAUUGUUGCUUGUCAUGAUCUCGUUGGUAAGGAUUUCUAAUCCAAGGCAGCACUAAUUAGAACAUCCAUUACAUUGACGAAAUGACCUUGGUAUUAAAUUCAAGAGCAGUACUAUUUCGUAUGAAAAAGUAUUUAUUUUAUUGGUUAUUUGUGAUUAAAAAAAUAUUACUAGUAAUUUGACAGAAA